AUGUGUUCAACAUCAGUUUACUACCUGCACAGUCUCUCUCAUGAAGUGUAUUCACAUUUCUCGCAGACCCCGGCAGCGGUGUUCAGCAAGAAGGUGCGCCCGGCACCGGCACCGAUGGCGACGGUGGUGGCAGUAGUGCCCCCGCCCCCUGCCGGCUUUGCUCCGGUGCCCACACCAGUACCACCCCCGCUGCAGCCGCCGCCACCCCCGGAGCAGCGUGACCGUUCGCUGACAGUAAUGAUUCCUCGGGCCAAGUACCGUCCGUCACCCAUGGCGCCGCCCCACCAGCCGCUGCCCACUCUGGUCUCCAUGUCGACAUUCGGUGACGCAGAGAAGCGUGCCAUCGCACACGAGAGCAAGCUGCUCGCACUGCUAGAGGGCGCCUCCAAGCAGGAUGGCCAGCAUCAUCACCAUCACCAUCAGCAGCAGCAGCAGCAGCAGCAUCAACAUCAACACCAGCAGCAGAUGUCAAAACAAAAGCCUAGCAACACACCAAGCCAAGUGACGGAGUCAUCCACUCCGAGGAAGAAUUCGUCUCCGAGGAAACCCUCAACCGGAAACAUUCCACCUCCAGCGCCUGGAGCCCUUGUGUCAGCAGGCUUUGAGGUGUCGGCGACAGUCGGCAAGCCUCAUCCGGAUUCCGACACGGAGGUGUCGGCAGUCGUCCACAGUGGCUCCACACUGAGGACAACAGACAGUGUACAAAUCACCGUCGAAGAGAUGUCGGAGCCGUCGGUAAAAGCAGGGUCUGCUGUGGAAACGCUGACUGUGUCUGAAGCUCGAUCUUGUGACGAGACGACGAUACAUCCACCGACGAAGUCACUCCACAGCAAUUACAGCUCAAAACACUCGUCGAACAACCUCAACAAUGAUGAGGGGCACACAAUGGCAGAGAGGGACAUUGGCUCUACUUUUGUGAUGCCACAGUCGCACUUGUACACACCGGACAGGGGAAGCGACAUUUCAAAUUUUGACUCACUGUGAGAGAAGCCUUCAGUGCAACUGCAGAAGGUUGUUACAUCACUUGCACUGCGAGGCUUUCGAGAGUGAAGAUCCGACACUUCCAAACGGAGCCAUUGUGUGUCGACUUUAAACGAAGGAAAUUGUGAAAAGAAUGUGACUGUUGCAGGCUGCAUUUCAGAGACAUAAUAAGUCUGUUAUCGUAUUUAAUAUAGUGAAGGACUGAAUACUGUUAUGUUAACUUGGAGUAACUAAAUGUAUAUCCAUAAUUUGAACAACAUUAUGUUCAAGCUCUCUGUGUGCCCACUGAAGGAGCAGUUAUAUGUAGACAUUUAUUUUAAAUACAUUGUACUGUGCCAUAGUCACAGUAGAUUUCAUAAGACUAAUGUGUCAUCACGCUUUCAGGACUUCCUUUAAUCUGUCGCUGCAUGUUCUUGGGGUAGUUUGGUGCCUGCUCAGAAACAAGAUAGCUUCUUAGAUUCCUGAGGUCAUUUUUAUCAAAUGUAGAACACUGCUAGCAUCUACAUAAAAGCCAUGUCAAAAUACACAACAGCAGAAAAACUGUUGAUAGAAUUAUUUUGUGACUGCUGUGCAUAUGAUUUAUUAUUUUUUUUAAGGCUCUACACCCAAGGAAUUAAAUGACAAAAACGUAACUGUACACCACUUGUCUAAUGGGAUGAUUAUGAACUGUCAGAUAUUUUGUGCUCAUCAAAUGUAACUUAGACACUAUCAUGGAAUGAUUAGACACUAUCAUCUUCAGUGUUUGUGACACACACAAGAUGAAUGUAUCUUAAAAAUUUCACUUAAGAAGCAUGUUGCAUCUCAUUUAUGGUUGUGACGUUUAUUUUAGUAUUAUAACUGACUAUCAGAUUAUGAAAGAGAAGCCUGAUUUUCUGAAUGUAAGGUCUUGAACUGUCACCGCAAUAGCAGUACAUAACUUAAUUAUCUUACCCUAAGGCAGUUCUCAGUAUGAUGACAUAUUAGUACAUACCACAUACUAUUCAUUAUUUCCUUCAAAACAGAGGUGAACACAUGCUUGUAAAUAACUAUAUUAGAUGUUUUAAAUAAUUUAUAUAUUUGUAUAUUUCAAUACAGCUUUUGUUAAAUAAAAGCAGAGCAGCUUCCUGUGUAAAUAUCUUGCUGUUCAUUGUUUUGGGGAGAGUUUGAAAAUGUUGUUUAACUGAUGGAGAAACCUGAAUACUCAUCCUUUUUGUUUUUUGAAUGAACAAUGCAGAGUUAUGUUUGUGAGUAUGUUGAGUGCCAAAUGAGUGAUGUGUGGGUUCCCUAACUGUUUAUACCUGAAGAAUGAAACACUGCAAUAAUUUUGGAAAAAGAAAGUUGUCAUUAAUGAUUUGUAAUUAAAAAUUAUUUUUUAGUGUUUCAUUCAGAGUGCUGUAAACUUCUAAAAGAGUGAGAUAAAUCAGUGUCUUUUUUUUUAUAAAUACAAAAAUAAACUAACUGUAUGUUACAUACAUGUGUGUACCAUCUUUUUUUUAUUUUUUGUCACACCAAGUCAAAUACUUUACAAGGACAAAUCAAUAAUUUAUAUGCAUUUUCUUUUUUAAAUUUAUUGAGAAAAAGAACAGGUGUUCCAUACAUAACUCAUUUUACUAUGCAGCCUCCCUCCAAUAUUAAGACUUAAUCAGUAAUUUUUAAAUUUCUGAAUCUACUUACACACCUUAUUAUGUGCCAGAACAUUGUUUCCAUAGUAGUAUACCUACUGACUUGAGGAUUUGGGUGACAGCUCUUCGUCAUCCUCUGCACACACAGAUGGUGGAGCCGAGCUGUUGUAAUUAUAUUUUUAAAGCCACAAGGAAACUUUGAAAGAAGCAAACUUAA
Molecule: messenger RNA, 2799 nt
Organism: Schistocerca cancellata (South American locust)
Lineage: Eukaryota; Metazoa; Arthropoda; Insecta; Orthoptera; Acrididae
Exons: 7
Coding region: 1-984 (327 amino acids)
Source: RefSeq, a predicted model, not a curated record